Molecule: messenger RNA, 777 nt
Organism: Protopolystoma xenopodis
Lineage: Eukaryota; Metazoa; Platyhelminthes; Monogenea; Polystomatidea; Polystomatidae
Source: the annotation of a GenBank genome assembly
UGCAUUUCACUUAUUGAGGCAAGUUCUUUGACAAAUCCAUCUGGACAAGUCGACCAUCAAGCUGGUUAUCGACAUAGACGAUUAAAUCAAUUUACGGUUGGUGGAAUUUACGAAUGCAAUAGCCGUUGUCAGUGUGAUCGACGUUGUGGCAAUCGAGUGGUCCAGCAAGGGGUCUGGGUACGGAUGCAAGUCUUUAAAACAGAGAGGAAAGGCUGGGGAAUCCGUGCUCUUCAUGCUAUCCCCAAGGGGACAUUCCUUUGCAUCUAUGCGGGGGCCAUUUACAAUGAAGAGACAGCUCAUCACCACUGCCGUCACCAUAUCAAAAACCAAUGCCAACACUUGCAACAUAAACAGCAACAUAAAUAUGAAAAGGCACGUCAGCAGAUUCAUCAAGCUGGUUGCGAGGCCGGUUGCGGAGUCCGUGAAUCGGUACUGGUUGGUUCAACAGGCCGUCGCCAGUUCUAUCCAGUUCGCCAGCCAGAUUGGUUGCGCGCUCGACGCUAUUUCAACGACCAUCAUCCCUACAUCAUGGAUGCUAAAAAAAUAGGAAACCUUGGCCGCUACUUCAAUCAUUCAUGCAAUCCCAAUGUUUUUGUACAAAAUGUCUUCAUUACAAGUCACGAUCCACGUUUCCCUGAAGUCGCGUUUUUCGCAGCACGUAAUAUUGAAGCAGGAGAAGAAAUGACUUGGGACUACGGCUACACUGUUGACCAAGUACCAUUCAAAGUGCUGUAUUGUUACUGCGGCGAGCCUAACUGCCGAAAACGAUUGCUUUGA